Molecule: messenger RNA, 891 nt
Organism: Trametes versicolor FP-101664 SS1
Lineage: Eukaryota; Fungi; Basidiomycota; Agaricomycetes; Polyporales; Polyporaceae
Exons: 1
Coding region: 1-891 (296 amino acids)
Source: RefSeq, a predicted model, not a curated record
AUGUCGGAUCGCCAGAGGUUGCUACAACGGUACGUAGAACGCCAAGACGUUCUCUGGCAGCAUCUGGACGACGCGCGCGCCGUUGUGGGUGGAUUCGCCGCACUGGGCUUCAUGCUCCGCGACCACGACGCAUGCGGUCAUACGCUGGACAUAUAUGCAUCGUCGAAUCAAGGCAGGCUGCUCGAACAGGUGCUCGAGGAAGACCCCGAUCUGGACCUCUCCGUGGUGCAAGUGCAGAGACUCGAAGAUGACUACCGACAAAUCAGACGCCACGUCUCUCGUACUGUAACGUUCGCCACCAAGAACGGAUGCUUCAUCAAACUACACAUCUCCCUAUCCCUUUCGACAUACGACCCUAUCGCCACCUCACUCACCAGUGCCCUAAUUAACUGGGUGUCGCCCCACGCGUUCGCGUGCGGGUAUCCUGUGCUCACGCUCGCGCGUCGAGGACUCGCCCUGUUAGAUGGGGAUCCCGGGUCGAUGGAGGACCAUCUCGCAGCAAGUCUCCGCGACAUUGGGUUCGAUGUCCGACCUGACCCGACAACGUGGCCUCAAUACGCCGCUAUCGCUCCCCCUUCACGGCGCUCGUGGCAAUUCGCGUGCAUGCGCAUGUGGUAUGUUUGUCCCCAUCAAGGUCGUUUCUUCGGAGACGAGGGGUCGCUUCUCACAGUCUUCGACUUGCUCGGAGUCAACCACAACGACCUGAAGCGUCAACGUCGGUCUCCUUACGGCAUCGGAGUAGCUUGGCGCAUCUCCAUUCCCUAUAUGCCGUGCGACGGGCCUUGCACCCUAUACGACCCCCUACUCCCGGAAGAAGUGCUAACCUUGCCGGCUGUGUUUAUAGACCAGGGAGUUGAGCUGCGCAUUGCGCAUGUAGAGUACAGCAUGUAA